Messenger RNA from Biomphalaria glabrata, 3259 nucleotides. RefSeq lists its product as uncharacterized. The transcript is spliced from 2 exons. Lineage: Eukaryota; Metazoa; Mollusca; Gastropoda; Planorbidae. Gene Ontology annotation, cellular component: extracellular region. The record is from RefSeq and is a predicted model, not a curated record. The coding region runs from base 117 to 1814 and encodes 565 amino acids.
GCUCUUUCGUCCAUUUUAAGAACCAGUCUCAAUCUAGUACAGACAAGAGACAACAUCUAAAAAAAAAUUUUUUUCAAGAUCAAGUUUGUAAACAUCAAAAGUUUUCUGUAAUCCUGAUGACCAACAUGCUGUUGUCUAAGCUCCGUGUCUUCAUGGCACUAUUAGAAGUAGUCAACGUCAAUGGCAUGACGGUUCCGUGGUCGAAAUCCAAUCGAAGUGACCACCAAGUAUUAUGUAAGGAUUAUGACUCCUACGUGGUCGGAUUUGGACUUAACCAUACCGAUGCUCUUACAAAUUUGGAAUCAGCCAAGUGCGAGAAAAUGCAGCGUGGGAAUUCAUCGGCGAUCGUAGUCGAAUAUGUUGAUUGGAAUAAAAAAAUAGAUAAGAACCAAGUAUGGCUCCAUUGCCCCAGCGGAUUCUUUCUUCAGGGUAUGCAGAUAUUUUUAAUUAAACCCACUAGAAUGCUAAACGGCAGAUGUUGUAAGCCUGCGAAGCACCCUUUUUAUUACCGUGAUUGUAAUAUUGUGGAGGUAACCGAUCAUCAAUUCAACUUCUUACUGAGUUGUCCACCAAAUCGCUCUGUAACGGCACUUCACAAAUCUCGCUGCGGUAAAAGCCAUUGUUUUGACAAAAUUUACUGCUGUCAGCUUAAGGACGAAGAAGAAGACAGAAGUUCUGAAGAAAUAAAACAAAAAAUAAUGGAAAAUAGUUUAACGAACUUGGCAACUCUGGCCAACAUGCUGGGUUACGCCUAUCCCCUAGGUGCUAGAGGCAUCAAUGUGGGAGAAGAUUUCCACAUGGAAGGAAAUUCCUGGGUUGCCAACAAACAAGACUUUAAUGGAAAAGAAUGUAGGAUACCAGGAUGUAAUGAAAGACUCACUAUUGAAUACAAAAACUGGUCUUUAGCCGUAAAAGACAUUAUAUAUGGUGAUAAGGUCAUUGACAAUUUAAGCCCUGAAGCUAUACAUAGUGGUGUAGAGUAUAACCACAUGAAUACAAGCUCGACCAAAACAUUUGAAUUUUCAAAGAUAAUAUCGGAAACUAUUGUGCACUCUAUAACCAGCAGUUUUACUACCAGUGCGGAAAUGUCAGCUUCGCUUGAUUUCGGAUUUAAAUCAUUUGGUGGGUCGAUCUCCUUGACAUUAGGCAUUGAACAUUCAACAACAAGUUCAAGUGAAGACAGCAAUAUGAAAUCUGUUUUGUAUAAAGCGUCUACGACCCAUACCAUUCCACCUCAGUCAGCUGCGAAAUAUUCGGCUGUAGUGAGCAAAGUUAGAACAACUAUUCCCUAUACGGCUGUCAUUGCAGCAAGGUUCAGUGUAAGGUUUACUGGCUAUUUGAGAGUCAGAGAAGGCUUGGAACAUCCUAAUUUCAACUUUCAUUACCGUUAUUCUAAUAUUCUCGAUAAAAAUAAGUGGAUAGAUUUUACAUUUGGCGAUACAUCUGAACCAUUCCACGCUGCUCUUCAACGAGCAAACCAAACUAAAUGUUUGCCUUGGCUCUGGAAUGAGAUAAAGCAGAAUUACAAUGACUCCAUUCCUUUAAUUAAUGAACUUGCAGACGAGAAUCAGUAUGCAUUCACAUUGAGCGGGAAACUGGAGCAUAUUGCUGGGUCAAAGAUCGAUGUCGUCUGGAAAGAAGUGAGACUACACCGCCGCUCUACGUAUGAUGAACUUGGAGCUGGAAAUAGCUGUCCCAAUAGAACCUAUAUCGCUAAAACAGGUCCGAGUGACAAACCUGCAAAGGUUAAUUACCCUAAAAUUAAUAUACCCAAGGCAAAACCUUCUGAAAUAAAACCUACUCUCGCGGAUUAAAACCUUUAUUAGGUCAUAGACAACCGUCUAUUAUUGCUUUGUGUCUUCAUGUGUGUCUUUGCAAUUGAUUUUUUCCUUUAAACAUUAACGCGCUUCUUUCUAAGUAAUAAAACACGCAAAAACCAUAGAGCCUUUUUUUUAAAUCAACGUUUCUCAAACUUUGCCAGUGGCACCAUCUAAAUGAGAAGAGUUUUGUUCGCGCCCAAUUUUGCUAGAUUAAAACAUCGGGGUGCACUGUAUGCUAUCACAGAGAGGACAUCUAGCAUUUCACAAAGUAAUGAUAAGGAAACGGCAUUCCUUUUAUCCUUAUGCAAAAAUAUUAUAAUAUGUUUAGAACCCACAUUGCUUAGUACAUGCUUAUUAAAGCUAGUCCAUACAUUUUAGUUUCGUAGAUAAGUUUAAAGUUUUCAAAUUAUAAAAAGGCUUUUUCCGGAGAUAGUAUUGAAGAGUCAAAAGGUUUAGGUCUGUAUAAGUCUGUUGGAGCACUGUAAUCCCAAUCUCGCGUUUGCGUUCUUAAGUUUAUCCUCGUCUAAUUUACAAUUCACUUUUUACUAUACUAUAUGUAACACGUAACUUCAUUUAAACAAAAAUUCUGGGUGGGUGGACGCGGUUCUCUAAAACGGCUCUAAUAAUAUUCCUAGAAAUUCAACAGUUGCUGCACUUGUAGGUCACACUGGGAAAUAUCUGACAGUUAUAACUUUUUUCAAAUACAAAAAAAAAAAAAAAAAAUUAAGUUAAAUUUGGUUAGACAAUAAAUAUUUACCUUGAACAAAUGAUACGUUUUCGGGUAUGCUAGGACAAAUUUGUACAAAGGCUCCUUCUUCCCUAGCGCUAUUAGAGCAUGGAAUGGGUUGCCUGAGCUAGCUAGGAAAAUAGUGACUUGGCAGAAUUUAAGUCAUUGAUUAAUAUGCAUGGUUAAAUGCAUGAGGCGCAGGACGUAAUCAUCUUCUUUUUUUUUUGAAGCAACGUCUGUAUUAUAUAAGAUAAGAAGAAUAAGAUAAGUUCUUGUUAAUAUUUUAAUGUGUUAAGCUUUGGAAAUAACAUAAUUUUACUUGGUUGAUAAUCAAACAUAGAUUCAGAGCUGCAAUAAAAAUACAACGUUUUUUCCCCCUCGAACAAAAAAAAAAAUUGUCCUUUCUCUUUGGUCUAGACUUUGAUGUCUUCUUGAGUGGAACUCGUGCCCCCGCGCGGGUCGUGUGCCACAGUUUGAACAACACUGUGCUAAACUAUCCUAUGUCAGAUAAUAUACUCCAACCAGAAACUUUGCUUUAACCCUUUUUCUUAACAAUUCAUAUUAAUAUGAAAGCACAUUGUAUGUCUACAUGAGCGCUGAAACUGCCACACACGUGAUUUGUUUUUCUUUUACCUUGCAAUUGUACAAUCUGGCAAUCUAAUCUCUUUCUGUUUAUUGAAUACUAUUAAAUUAUUUUUUUUUGCAUUCUAAA